Messenger RNA from Catharus ustulatus (Swainson's thrush), 2916 nucleotides. RefSeq names its product sclerostin-like. The record is from RefSeq and is a predicted model, not a curated record. Lineage: Eukaryota; Metazoa; Chordata; Aves; Passeriformes; Turdidae. The transcript has 2 exons. Gene Ontology annotation, biological process: ossification; negative regulation of Wnt signaling pathway; negative regulation of BMP signaling pathway. Gene Ontology annotation, molecular function: BMP binding. Bases 175 to 816 code for a protein of 213 amino acids.
CAUUUUAUUUCACACUGACAAAAGCUGAGAUGAAUGAGUUGUCUGGCCCUUCCCACUUUGUAUAGUCAUUGGCUGGCUUGGUUCUAAAAGGGAUUUUAAAAAGGGGAAUAAUGUGCCUUUGCCUGGGAUCUGCGACUGUCAGGGUGCUGAAAAGCUGAUCUGUGAGCUGCCACCAUGCAGAUCUCUUGGGCUGUGUGUGCUGUCUGUGUCGUGACACAAAUCACAUUUCAGCCUGCACAAGGGUGGCAGAUGUUUAAAAAUGAUGCUACAGAAAUCAUUCCUGAGAUCUCUGAAAAUACAGAAACACCCAUGGAGCCGACUUUCAGCAACAACAACACAAUGAAUCAGGCCAAACAUGGAGGAAGACACAUACAGCAAGCUCCAGAGCUUAACGACCCCUCGGAGUUCAGCUGCCGGGAGCUCCGCACCACUCGCUAUGUGACGGACGGGCCGUGCCGCAGCCUCAAGCCGGUCAAGGAGCUGCUGUGCUCGGGCCAGUGCGAGCCCUCGCACCUCCUGCCCAACUCCAUCGGCAGGGGCAAGUGGUGGCGGCAGAACGCCCUGGAUUAUCGCUGCAUCCCCGCGCACAGCCGCACCCAGCGCAUCCUGCUCGCCUGUCCCGAGCAGGAGACCCGGACUUACAAAUUCCGAGCGGUCACGUCCUGCAAGUGCAAGCGCUACACUCGCUACCACAACCAGUCCGAGCUCAAGGACUUCGGCAGGGACAGCGCCCGGCCCCAGAAGAACAAGAAGCCUCAUCUGUCCAGAGCCAGGAGCGCCAAAUCCAACCAGCACGAGCUGGAAAAUGCUUAUUAGGUGGCUCUGGGUGACACGGACUAGCAGCUCUGGAUGUUUGCUAAACCAUCAAAAGGCACUCAGAGGCCACAGCAUGAUGUUCUGACUGCAGCAGGUUCCAAUUCCUUCUGCUAAGCCGGGUCAAAGGCUCACAUAGGCAAAAAUCGAUCAGAUUAUAGCACUUAUGGUCUGAUAGGAGAAUGAGAGAAAUGAGCUGGAGGCAGCUGGAGGUACCCUGGAGGUCCAUGAGAGUUUGUGUGUCCUGAGCGAGCAGGGAGGCAAAGCGAAGCUGUUGUGACAAUCACACUGCUAGAAAUCAUUCCACUCACUUUAUGUGAACAGAAUAUUGAGAUUGUUAGAAAUCAUUCCACUCACUUUAUGUGAACAGAAUAUUGAGAUCCCUUUCCCAGACAAUGGUGCAGGACCAGCUUGCAGUUAGGGAGGCACCAGGAGAGUUUGCACUCUCUGAAGGAGCUGUACAAAGUUAGGGGGAGCAGGGAUUUCAAGUUAUGGUGAAUGAAGUCAAAUUGGAAAAUUAACACUCUAGCAAUGUCCUCAUGCACCAGGUGUUUCCUCUCAAACACAGAAAUCAAAAUAUGACGCUAGGACACUCAAAAGUGGGACAAAUCUAUUUCAUUAAAAUAUUAUGGGGUCAACAAAUUCAAAACUGAGAUUUGGCAACUAAAACCAAAUUGAUUUAGGAACAAUGAUUUGUUUUAGGGACAAUUCAACAAAUUCUCCUAAGGGGAGCAGAUUUAUGAAAAAGAUGCUCCUCCCGAACCAGAUAACCUCACUGAUGUUUGUCCUGUAGACAGCUGACAUUAUCCAUAGUUUAACAUAGAAGAUACUGAUUAUUCCUUAUUUCCUAGAACACGUUUAACUUUAAUAUCAGCUUAGAUAACAUCCAUUGACAUUUUCUAUUCUGUAGAGUUUGGAUUAUCUCUAUUAUUUGGACACUCUGUAGCACUUAAACUGUGCAAACCAAGCUCUGUGAGUAAGGUGGUGGUUCUGCAUUUAAAGUGAGCCUCUGCUAAGUCAGGAAUUCCUCUAGAAAAGCCUUUAGGAAAUGCAGCUUUGAUAAGACUUUAGUUUGGCAGCAACUUUCCUUUACUUAGCUUUUCAACACUCAGACUAAUGCUUGUGUUUUUACAUUAAAGAAUAUUGCUAGAAAGUGAAUUGUCACAUACUGUAUACAUCCUGUAGAAUUUAUGCUGAAGUAAUAUAAACUGUGGCAAUUUGAAAUGUUGAUAGAUUUUUCAGUUAUUUUAUGUGGGACCAGAACCUAGAGAGAAAAGGCAUCAUUUCAGAGAGUGAAUUACAUAUUUAUUUUUUUUCCAGAAAUUAUUUAUGCAAUGUUUUAACUUUUAGAGAACUAGAAGAAAUACUGCUUUUAAAAUAUUAGUGUGUUAUUUUUAAUUUUAAAUGCAUUGUUAAUAAAGUAGAAACAAUGACUAAUUAUAGAAAGACUCAUUGAUUUUCAGCUACAGUAUAAAGCCAGGGAUUUACAGAACAGUCAGGGUGUCAAGUCAAAUUUCUGUGAUCCAAAGUGUUGAGAUCUUUAAUUCUAACAACUUACACAUCCCUAAAGAAUCUCCAUCCUGGAACUCCUUGCUCUGGUACAGGAUGUUUCUCAUGGGAAAAGUCUUCCUGGGCAAAUGAGCAGCUCAGAAUUAUUUCUGUAUUCUCAUUUCUGCUUCCCCUGGACAUUUCCUGAUUCGUUCACAACCAGAUAAAGCCACCAAAGAAAACAAUAAAUCUGUGAACUGCCAAUCAAGAGUUCUUGACUGAAAUCUGAUUGCUUCAGAUUUCUUUUAUUGGGAAAAAAAACCCAAUAAAAAGAAAUGUGGAGUCCCCUUGCAAGUGCUGUCAAGCAACAGUUAAAUAUUGUUACAGUUUGGUAUUGUAAACCUAUGCUCAUUUUCAUUUAUCUUUAGGAAACAUUUUCCAAUAAAGUCAGAGAAAACUGAGCUUGGGCUGCACACAGCAUGCAGGUCUUUCAAUGCAGAUGUGGAGAUGAGCAGCUUUUUCAAGACAGCCAGUAUAGAAGUUGUCCUUUCCUUACUAUGACUUGACAUAUGGUAUAAAAACCCAAAAUAAACCAUUGUCACAACUGCAACAACA